AUGGUGAUCGAUCGUUGUUCUUUCCUAACGGAGCACAAGCGUCGACGCCCGGAAGGGGCUAUUAGCGGUCUCCUGUGUGCUUCUCCCGGGCGACUAGUCUUAUUGGUGUAUGGCAUUGGUUCACUCUUGCUGUUGUGCCCCUCCUCCAAGCCUCACUUGCCCCGAGUUUUCUGGUGUCGCGACUGA
Colletotrichum truncatum is the source of this 186-nucleotide messenger RNA. RefSeq lists its product as uncharacterized. The record is from RefSeq and is a predicted model, not a curated record. NCBI's taxonomy places the organism in Eukaryota, Fungi, Ascomycota, Sordariomycetes, Glomerellales, Glomerellaceae.